CCCGCCCUAUUUAAGCCUAUUGCCCGUCUCAUUUGCUUUCUUCUCUUCUCUUUUUUCUCCCUUCUUGCAACCUUCUCGACAGCCAAUCCGCUCCGACGCGUCAACGUCCAGCGACUUCCGCGUCUUUUACCAUCCAUUUUCAUCUGUUUUUAUAUCAUCCUACUAUCUUUUAUCAUCUGACAAUAUGACUGGACGUGGCAAAGGUGGCAAGGGUCUCGGAAAAGGUGGCGCCAAGCGUCACCGCAAGAUCUUGCGUGACAACAUCCAGGGUAUCACCAAGCCCGCUAUCCGCCGUCUCGCACGUCGUGGUGGUGUCAAGCGUAUCUCCGCCAUGAUCUACGAAGAGACCCGUGGUGUGCUCAAGUCCUUCCUCGAGUCGGUCAUCCGUGACGCCGUCACCUACACCGAGCACGCCAAGCGCAAGACCGUCACCUCAUUGGAUGUCGUCUACGCCCUCAAGCGCCAGGGCCGUACCCUGUACGGUUUCGGUGGUUAAAUUACUUGACCUACACCUUUCUGCCUUCUUGCUUUGAUUCGAUUUCUAUUUGGCAUUCACUCGACCAUAUGCUGUCCUGCUUGUGUUGUUGUUUUAUCAUACCUACCUACCACUCGCCGUUGGAGUGAGUGAAUGUCAAUGGAUAAAGGGAAGGUCUUUUAAUGCGCUAUGAUGUUUUUAUCUUCUAUCUUUGGUUUGCGUCGGCUAUUUGGUCAAUG
This is a messenger RNA of Aspergillus wentii DTO 134E9, 714 nucleotides long. Its product is annotated as histone H4. Gene Ontology annotation, cellular component: nucleosome. Gene Ontology annotation, biological process: nucleosome assembly. The transcript has 2 exons. Gene Ontology annotation, molecular function: structural constituent of chromatin; DNA binding; protein heterodimerization activity. Bases 185 to 496 code for a protein of 103 amino acids. The record is from RefSeq and is a predicted model, not a curated record. NCBI's taxonomy places the organism in Eukaryota, Fungi, Ascomycota, Eurotiomycetes, Eurotiales, Aspergillaceae.